AUGGAUCUCGUCCUCGAGAUUGCCGACACGUACGCGCUCGACAAGAUCUGGGCAGCAGCUUGGCCCGCCUUGCCACGCUCUCUCGACCCUUCCACACUGGCAUCAGCAGCCUCCACCUCCUCAGUUUCAAGCAGCAACUUCACCUCCCUUCUCGGUCUGUCUUCCGACGCGGCAACAUGGGCUGCAUCCGCUAGCACCUCGGCGCUAUCGCCCUCCAACUGGUUCGCCAACACCGUGCUCAAGGAUGCCGUCGCCUCCUCUCUGAGCGGCAACAACGUCGACUGGUCCGCGCUCAAACAUGUCUCGGCGUUGCCAAGGGACAACAUCAUCCGUCAGACUGUGUCUCUGCUCAUCCUGACCUACAUCGGCAUCCUCGUGCUCUACUUUUCCUUUGCUGGUCUUUCGUACAAGUACAUCUUCAACAAGGAAAUGGAGAAGCACCCGCGUUUCCUCAAGAAUCAGGUGCAGCUCGAGAUCAAAGCUUCCAUGGACGCCUUCCUCCCACUCGACUUUCUGACCGUGCCAUGGUUCGUGAUGGAAGUCCGUGGUCACAGCAAGCUCUACAACAACAUCUCCGACUACGGUUGGGGCUACGCCGCCCUCUCUAUCCCUCUUUUCCUCGUCUUUACCGACUUCCUCAUCUACUGGGUGCACAGGAUCGAGCACCACCCGAGACUGUACAAGCACAUCCACAAGCCGCACCACAAGUGGCUCGUGCCCACGCCUUUUGCCAGUCACGCCUUCCACCCUCUCGAUGGAUACGUGCAGUCGUUGCCCUACCACAUCUUCCCCUUCGUCUUCCCGCUUCACCGCGUGGUGUCGAUCUGCCUGUUCGUGUUUGUCAAUCUGUGGUCGAUCCUGAUCCACGACUCGGAUAUGAUCUGCAACUCGCCACUGGAAAAGAUCAUCAACGGACCAUCGCAUCACACGCUGCAUCAUCUGUUCUUCACAUGCAACUACGGUCAGUACUUUACCUUCUGCGAUCGUGCAGGUGGAUCGUACCGUGCACCCAAGAUGGAGGAUGAUCCAUUGUUGGCGGUGGUCGCGGCCGAGGAGAAGGAGAAGCUCGCGGCCAAGAAGAAGCAGCAGGCUGAGGCGGUGGCCAAGAAGGUCGAGGAGUUGGGUUCGUCGGCCGAGUCGGAUAGCAGCAGUGGUGACGAGGGUGUGGUCAUCAAGAAGGAGUCUAGGAAGAACAAGUAG
This is a messenger RNA of Pseudozyma hubeiensis SY62, 1200 nucleotides long. RefSeq names its product C-5 sterol desaturase. The transcript has a single exon. Gene Ontology annotation, molecular function: oxidoreductase activity; iron ion binding. Bases 1 to 1200 code for a protein of 399 amino acids. The record is from RefSeq and is a predicted model, not a curated record. NCBI's taxonomy places the organism in Eukaryota, Fungi, Basidiomycota, Ustilaginomycetes, Ustilaginales, Ustilaginaceae. Gene Ontology annotation, biological process: lipid biosynthetic process.